AACACUUCCUUGCCCGAAAAGCACUGUUUCCAUCGUCAUCUUCCCCUCCCCCGCCGUCUCGCCUCGUCGCGCGAUCGUACCUUUCGAGGAAUAUCGUGUGCCGAGUUUCCGUGACUUCUUCCCGAUCGGUUUAUUCUUCCUGGCCUCGCAACUUCCGGUGUCCAACUAUUUUCCACCGUCGCCUCGUACGACUUUAUGCUUCUCGACUAGUCUCACAUGCCCGCCAACUCUUCCCGUACUUUUUCAUCUUUCCCCCGGAAUCAACUGGUACCCGAUAUGAAACAGCGACGUUCCUCGGCCCACCGCUGAUUCAACUGUGCUUUUCAAACGCGCGUGUGUCCGUGUUAAAGCUAACACAGUGAAAAGUGCUUUAAGAGUCUGUGCUACAUUCGCAAAGGACUUGUUUCUUGCUGAAAAUUCGUCGGAUUUAUACGAAAUUGAAUUCUCACAAUUCAGGCUCGAAGUUGAUGGUGCAUUGGAGUAUUCGCACGGCUGUCAAAGCUCAAUGGUGCGGGACAUCGCGGAUUUGACUGCGGUAAGGGGGUGAAAGUAAGGGAUAUUAGAAUCGGGAUGAUCGUGAUAUCGAAGAUGGAAGAAAGAGUGUGGUGCAAGCUCGUGAAGCUGAUCGGCUGAACGCCAGUAGUGGAAUCUCGCUAGUCAGUUGUUGUUUUUCUUUGCUUUCAAAUGAAAAAAGAGCGUAUAAACGAGGCUGUAAAACGCUGGCUUGUAAGAAGCUCCGUCAGUAUCUCUCCGUAAAAAUCUACAAAGUCCAUUGGAGCAUGCACAAGAUCGUGGUGAAGGGUACAAGACGAGCACGAAGAAGGACUCGUAGAAGAGCUUCCUGAAGUAGGUGACGUUGGUGGUGGAUCGGAGCGCCAAGUAUCAGUGAAGAAUAUACGCUUCGUGCUCGGUGGAGAAGCCAAAAGGAUGGAAAACUUGACAGCUCUAUUAAUCGAGGAAUGCAGCUCUAUUUACGACAAACUGGCCUGAAAAUAUAUCAAAAAGUUUCGUCGUUGCAUAAAUUGCUUCGUGCAUACUCAAAAGAGAAGUUUCAUCGACGCAGCUGCUCCACGAAGCUUGUUAUUAUUCGUCUUAUUAAAAUUAUUAUCAUUGAUGCAAGGAAAACUGAGCUGGGAUCGUCGAAUGAGAAGAGAGCAAAAACUAGUCUUUCAAUUAGUCUAAAAAAUAAGCCAAAUAAUAAAUCGACAAUUUUAUUACAAACAUUAAAAUACCAUUAUAAAGUAUUUUCGUUUUUCUCAAUACCUCACACGAAAAGAACAAUUCGACGCGUAUUUCGCAAGCCUCGAUACGACAUAGAUCCACUCUCACCGGCAUCGCCAAGGCUUCUCAAAUUAUCACCAUUUUUUUACAUCGUUGAACGAGCCUCGACGCCAAAGAAUUUGGUCUCAUUAAUCGAAUGCUAUUGUUCGCGGUAUCGAAACGAAGCCCUACAACGAAAGGUUCAAGGUGCCAAUAUUCUCAACGUCCCAAUUGUUCGUUGCAUGAAAACGUCUUCAUGGACAAUAUCGUUCCUAUUACAUCGUCCUCGACAUCGAGACCUCGCUCGGCUUUGAAGUUUUGUGGGUGAUCAGUGGCGUUCUAUUUCCCCCUGGAAUGUUGUGCUUCUAUUGUGAAUUAUCGGUAAUACGGUGGUGGUGCCCGUCACAAAAAAUAAACAUGUUUACUAUUUUCAUUGGGAUUCAGUGCUGAGGAUUUUUUCAUCUGCAGGAGGAAGAGUGUGCAGAGCCCGUCAAGCCGAUGGAUGAUGACCGAAGAUUCUUCGGACUCUUCGGAGUGGAGAUGACCACGAGGUUAGCGCCGCGUCGAGCACGUCCCGACGACGACGAGGAGGACGAAGAGGCCACCAACGCCGCCGCAGCCGCCGCUACUACUGCAGCGGCCACCGACGACGAGGUCGUAACUGUCGACUUUCGAAUAAACCCGGAACUUUUCAGCGAGCAACGCAGCCAUUGAUGCCAAGCGCCGCGUCGGCUCAGCAUCGAGGAAUGGGGAGCGUCGGGAGAAACGCGACCGGAACAGCGACGACGACUACAAGUUCGACAACGGAUCUUACGGGUACAACGGCGUCCCUGCCGGAAAUAGCGCCGACGCUCACCGAGCGAGAGUUACUCAAAAUCGAAUUUUACAAGACGUACGAUGUUAUGACAGGAGUUAGAAUAGCUGCCACGUUGGGCGGUUUUUUCGGUCUCAUGGUCCUUCUGGUGGUCUACAAGAGCAGAUGCAAGUCGAGUAAGCAGCUUGAGGAUCCACGACUGACCGCAGCCGCGGCCGCAGCAGUGGCGGAAGCGGAGGCCGAGGAAAGAGCGCUUGCUGCUGCACUGGAGGCGAUCGCGAGGUUACCACCCCGUCCGGGACGUGGUCCUAGAAGAUCAUUGUGCAUCGAGAUGAAUCAGCCGAUGAUAACAACACGUUUCGCAUCGGUCGGGGGUGGCUACGACGCCCUGUUGGCGCCACCUGUACGAGAUUCUCGACUCGCUCCACCGGGCAAUCACAGUCGAAGAUGCAGUUCCGUGACAUGUAGCAGCACCGGUAGCAGCUAUCUUGAGCGAAGAGGCUCCGCCAUGGUGAUGCCUUGUUUACCACCCCCUUCAUCCUAUCCACGCCAUGCAGCCUACGACGAGCCUUGGGAUCUUUACUACCCCAUCGAUAUUCAGGUGAUACAGCCAACGCCAGACUUGUCACCUUGCGGUAGUCAGAUUGGUCUGUACGGUGUUGGUGGAACUGGUGGCCGACGUGCACCACUGGCCUCGAUGGGCAGCGUUGAUCCACCGGACCCGGACUCAAGAUCGUUAGGUUCGGAUUCAGUGUUCCUCGAGGAGGAGAACGAGUCGAUAGGGACGGAAGAUGAAGUCUCAGGAUUUUCGACGGACUCGGACGCCCCGGGGCCAAGUUGCCGAAGAUUUUUACGCGUACCACCAAGAAAAAAACGACCCUUAGAGAGAUGGAACGGUUGCGCUGGUUGUGUACCACGACGACGAGCUGGCACCGAUCCAUGCCAGGUUUGCAUGACCAUCAGUGCCUCUGUCGAAGCACCCAGGUCGCCAGCAAUAUCUUCGACAACAAGCAGUAGUCAAAGCAGCGCCGGAUCGCCACCGUGUUCUUCGCCAAUUGAAUUAAGGCACCGACCGCCAGCGCCUCUGUCCACGACACCUCCAAUCUGGUCCCAAGAAACACUGUUCUAGAUUUAUAUAUACAAACACGUAUAAAUACAUAUACAUAUAUACAUACAUACAUACAUACAUACAUAUAUAUAUAUAUAAAUAAUAAAUAUACAUAAGGUAACACACGUAUAACGCGAAUGAUCACAAUCCCCCGACAAUUGAUACAAAACUUUUGACGUCGAUCGGCUGUUAGAAAUCUGUACGAGGCUGUACAUAGGUUCGGUCAGAAUCAAAGCGGAAUGGUGGCCACUCUCGUGUGAUUCUCCGUCUCUCUGCCAGAUGAGAUUUUUCCAAAAAAAAGAGAAAAACGAAAAAGCUAAGAUUUUUCUUUGACUUUACUAAGGAGGUUAAAACGACUCAACUAAGAGACAAUCAUUUUUCUAGAUGUUGCUAGAGAUUUUUCGAAAUGAGUGUGUAUAAGAAAAUCGAUAGUUCAUAACCGGGCGUCGACCUUUUGAAUCAGAGUCUUUCAUGAACUGCAAUUUUAUAUAUCAAAAGCAUCGAAGAUUUUUGAAAAAAAUAGUAAAAGAGAGAGAGAGAGAGAGAGUGAGAAAGGGGGACGGAGACAGAUCACGAUAAAGAUGUAGAAAAAGAGAGGAGGAAAAGAUUUCCGGUUACCAAGCGCGAGUGCGGUGCGAGACUUCCGCUCGAUUUAACCGACGAGCAGUAGAAAACGGGAGCAAAGCCAGCUUAAGCCUGCACAAACGAAACGAUUCGAUGCGACGAGCAAACGCCACACGGUCUAGUUUUCGCCCUCCCCCUUUCUCUCCCUUUCUCCUCUUUUCUCGUUUUACUUCUCUCAUUCACUUCUCCUCUCUUUCUUUUGCUCUUUACGCGCAAUGGUUCGUGGUCCAUGAGCGAGUCCGGAUAAUCCUUCGCCUGAUGAGAAAAAGAAAAAAGAGUGGAUUUGAAGGGGAGAGGAGAAAAGAGGAAAAUAAGAUAAAGGGAAAUGCCGAACAUCGUUUUUCGUCGAGACAAAACUAGACCCCUAAGAUGAUCGAUUUCCGAUUGCUCCACAAGGUUCUUUUCCUAUGUAAAACUUCAUCCAAUGGGAAUUAAGUCAACCACGAAUAUGUCUUCAAUAAGAUUUAACGGGAGUUCCACCAAAUGCAGCUUCCGAGUAUGCGAAAUAGAAGAGAUAUUGAAAAUGAGAAAAAAAUUAUUCAAAACCAUCCGUUUCGUCGGGAUCUCUGCAUAUUUUUCCAACUCCCUCCCAACGGAACAGGAUGCGACAAAUUAAGAGGGCUGCUAAUAAAAAGAACGCCCGCAUAUUUCGAAGCUUUGCAGAUUUGGAACGUGUUGCGAACUUUUUCCAUGCGGUUGGAACAUCACCUUGUUUUCAGGCAUUGAAAAGAAUCUUUGUACUUACUCCAAACGCAAAAUAACUACGUCUCAUCUUCCAACUAUUUUCUGGCUCAAUUAUUAAUCAACCACGAGUUCGUGUGACUGAAAGAAAUAAACAAAAGCAUUCACUCGUCAUUCUAUUCUUUCUCGUCGCAUCUGCUUAGAGCCAAUAGAUGAUGAUACAGAGAGACCGAGACAGAUAAGAGAGAACUAGCGGUAUGUUCGUUUUAUGGGCGAAGAUAGGUAAUUAUUUUUAUACGGUAGUGAUGAUAAUUGACAUGAGCAACCGAACUAUUGAGACAGUUCUCGCUGCACGAUCUGAGUCGGCCCAAAAUAAAAAGAAUAAAAAAUAAAAAUAAUAAUUAAAAAAAAAAACUACAACAACAAUAACGAAUUAAUCAAAUCUACGAAUCAAUUUACAGUUCUUGUCUGAAUUUAAUAACACUUUUUGUCACGAGCCAACGCGUAAUGUGGCUAUCUCAGGUUGACGAAGUUAUCGUAGUGUCUGGAAAUUACGUGGACCGAAUGAAAAGAAUCAAAGCAAUCGAUAACCGUCGCCGAUCGAAUGGGAUCGUUUACUAAGCACGUUAAUAACUUUCAUUAAAUAUUAUUUCGUUUUAUAACUCAAAUACCGUAUAAAAAUUCGACGAACUUUAAUGUUUUCACAUCGAAAGAUUCCAUUAAACCGAUUACCUGAUA
Molecule: messenger RNA, 5225 nt
Organism: Venturia canescens
Lineage: Eukaryota; Metazoa; Arthropoda; Insecta; Hymenoptera; Ichneumonidae
Exons: 8
Coding region: 1974-3203 (409 amino acids)
Source: RefSeq, a predicted model, not a curated record